Perognathus longimembris pacificus (Pacific pocket mouse) is the source of this 3382-nucleotide messenger RNA. It is a transcript of the gene Cstf2, whose product is annotated as cleavage stimulation factor subunit 2. Gene Ontology annotation, biological process: mRNA 3'-end processing. Gene Ontology annotation, cellular component: mRNA cleavage and polyadenylation specificity factor complex. The transcript is spliced from 18 exons. Gene Ontology annotation, molecular function: mRNA binding. The record is from RefSeq and is a predicted model, not a curated record. NCBI's taxonomy places the organism in Eukaryota, Metazoa, Chordata, Mammalia, Rodentia, Heteromyidae. Bases 80 to 1966 code for a protein of 628 amino acids.
GCUAUAGCGUGGUCAGAUCGGGGUGCGCAUGCCAUAGCGAAGUGUGCUUAGGCGCACCGGAAGUCGGCUGAGGGGAGCGAUGGCGGGUUUAACUGUGAGAGACCCUGCGGUGGAUCGUUCUCUUCGUUCUGUUUUUGUGGGAAACAUUCCUUAUGAAGCUACAGAAGAACAACUGAAGGACAUCUUUUCUGAGGUUGGACCUGUUGUUAGUUUCAGAUUGGUGUAUGAUAGAGAGACUGGAAAACCAAAAGGUUAUGGCUUUUGUGAAUACCAAGAUCAAGAGACAGCACUUAGUGCCAUGCGGAACCUGAAUGGACGUGAAUUUAGUGGGAGAGCACUUCGAGUGGACAAUGCUGCUAGUGAGAAGAACAAAGAAGAACUGAAGAGCCUUGGCACUGGUGCCCCUGUCAUUGAGUCACCGUAUGGAGAGACCAUCAAUCCUGAAGAUGCCCCCGAGUCUAUUAGUAAAGCAGUUGCCAGUCUUCCACCAGAGCAGAUGUUUGAGCUGAUGAAACAAAUGAAGCUCUGUGUCCAAAAUAGUCCCCAGGAAGCACGGAACAUGUUGCUUCAAAACCCUCAGUUGGCUUAUGCUUUGCUGCAAGCACAGGUAGUGAUGAGAAUUGUGGAUCCGGAGAUUGCCCUGAAAAUUCUUCAUCGCCAGACAAAUAUCCCAACACUGAUUACAGGCAACCCUCAGCAAAUCCAUGGUGCUGGACCUGGCUCAGGAGCCAACAUGCCAAUGAACCAGCAGAAUCCUCAGGCCCCACAGGCCCCAUCUUUGGGUGGAAUGCACGUCAGUGUCAAUGGUGCACCUCCUCUCAUGCAAGCUUCUAUGCAGGGCGGGGUCCCAACACCAGUGCAAAUACCACCUAGUGUAACGGGACCUGGGCCAGUUUCUUUAGCUCCUGCAGGUGUAAUGCAGAGCCAGGUUGGAAUGCCAGGAAGUGGACCAGUGCCCAUGGACCGGGGACAAGGAACCCUACAGCACUCGCCCGUGGGACCCGCCGGGCCUGCAUCAAUUGAGCGAGUUCCAGGGCAGAGAACAUGGAUGAUAUGGGCAUCUGUCCGAGGCUGUACUCCCUCCCUACUGGUGUCAGGAGGCUUGGAUGGAAUAGCAGUCUUGCCGAUGCAAGACCCCAGAGCAGCUAUGCAGCGGGGAUCCUUGCCUGCCAACGUGCCAACUCCUCGAGGUCUAUUAGGAGAUGCUCCAAAUGACCCACGUGGAGGCACUUUACUUUCUGUAACUGGCGAGGUAGAGCCUAGAGGUUACCUGGGACCACCUCAUCAGGGUCCACCCAUGCACCAUGUUCCUGGCCAUGAAGGCCGUGGACCACCCCCACAUGACAUGAGGGGAGGUCCAUUACCUGAACCUAGACCUCUAAUGGCAGAACCAAGAGGACCUAUGCUAGAUCAGAGGGGUCCACCCUUAGAUGGCAGAGGUGGAAGAGAUCCCCGAGGAAUAGAUGCACGAGGGUUGGAGGCCCGAGCCAUGGAAGCAAGAGGACUGGAUGCCAGAGGAUUGGAGGCCCGUGCCAUGGAAGCUCGCGCCAUGGAAGCCCGUGCCAUGGAGGCCCGUGUCAUGGAAGCCCGUGUCAUGGAAGUCAGGGGCAUGGAUACCAGGGGCCCAGUUCCUGGCCCUAGAGGUCCUAUGCCUAGUGGAAUGCAGGGUCCUAGUCCAAUUAACAUGGGGGCAGUUGUUCCCCAGGGCGCUAGACCGGUCCCAGUCAUGCAGGCGGCGGCUAUGCAAGGAGCAGCCAUGCAAGGAGCAGCUAUGCAGGGUGGAAAUCAGCCUGGUGGCUUCAGUCCUGGGCAGAGCCAGGUCACACCACAAGAUCAUGAGAAGGCUGCUUUGAUCAUGCAGGUUCUUCAACUUACUGCAGAUCAAAUUGCCAUGCUGCCUCCUGAACAAAGACAGAGUAUUCUAAUCUUAAAAGAACAAAUCCAGAAAUCCACUGGAGCACCUUGAAAGAUUUUCAAAUGUGCCUGACGACACAUCCGGAAUUUCCAUAAUAAUUUCAUUGAAAUGUUGAUAAAAGGUUACUUCUGCAUCCUCACUCCUGAAUGACUCAAGUUGGUGCCAGGUGGAGGACUCCCAUCACCACCUUUCAGAACAAAAAGAAUUUGUUGUCUUAGUUUGUAUAUUUUCUGUUAUGUUAAAUAAACUUUGUACAAUUUUAGUACACUGCAAAUUAAUACACAUGACCGUUUUGCUUUUACAAUGCUAAAAUGCUAUGGGUAGAACUUAGAUAUGGUUUCUACCCUUACUGCAGCAUUAUGCUAUAUUGCCACAAUUCUUUUUUUCCUGUAGAAGAUUAAUCAUUUAUUUUGAUGAUAUUUGAGAAUUUCUCAGAAGCAAUGUUUUCUGGAACUUCAUUUUUGUUGAAUUUUCUUCCAAACAGAUACUAAGACUUUGCCCUUUGAAAACGUUGUAGAUUUUCUGAGUCUUCUGGGAGAAAUAGCACAUGCGCAGAGCUAUAAAAUAGUUCAAAGGCCAACAAAGCAAAGAGCACACCACAGUAGUGUGUUUGGUUUAGAAAAAUCCAAUUAUCAGAAUGCAUUAUUUUGUCUGUAGUAGGUUUGAAUAUUUGAGAGUUCAGACAAAGAUUGUGUUGGUACUGGUUUCAGUGUAUGUCAACAACACAAAAGACUGUUGACAUUUAUUUGUCUGUUAUAAAGCUCUUCAAUGUAGUUAAGUCUAAAAGUUUUAAAAGCCACUUGUUUUUUACAUGUUCAAAGUGAAUUAAAAAGUAAAAAGAAAUAAAAAGAAUGAAAUGUAUUUCAUUCUAUCUUCCAGGAAAUCACUAGAUUUGCAGUCUUCUUCUGUACUCAGAUUUAUUCUGAGAACUUGAAACAGAAAACACUAAAACUUUUUACAUUAUUAGUUCUUUUAAAGAGGACCAAAUAUAGAGCACAAGCAGUCCAAUUGCUCAUUAGGUCUGCCUGCUUUCUUGCAAAUAGGUAUGGACAUUAACUAGUGCCAUCAACCAGCUGUAACCUAUGGAUCUCCUUGCCUUGUAUUUUCUCUCUCUUAUAGUGGCAGUAAGGAAGAACACUGUUUCUCUCCAUCAGGCCAACCUCAAAAGUUGCCUUAAUAACUAUUAAAGUUUUACUCAAAACAUCUUCUGAGCCUCUUUACAUUCUCAGAAUCCUACCCUCUGGUUGAGGAUUAUAUAAUGGUCAAAUUAAUUAAACCCUGGCAUAUACAUAUGGAUGGUAAUAGCAUAUUGCUUACAUUGUAAAUGAAAGAAUGCAAAGAUAAUCAACUUCAGAAAAGGUUAAAAUUGAAGGAUUCUUCAACUGCAUGAUAUAAUCAUUUAACACAAAAGUGGGCUGGAUAGUUCAUACUACAACUUAGUAAGAGGAGCUUAAAAGAGCAGAGGAG